GUUUGUGUGUCAGGAGCGCACGAGCCUCUGCACUUCUGGUCAGCUCGGAGCUUUCCCUGGGACAUCCCUGGAAGAGUUAUCCCAACACACACACACCCCUAGAGAUGUGAUUGUGGUACAGCCCAGAGAAUUCCACGUUUAGAAGCCGAGGGAUCACUGUUUGCAGGAGCUGCUUUGGAGUUGGAUGUGCCCCAGCAGCAGCAGCGUCUGACCCCAGCCAGGCAAGGAAGGGGAGAUACAUCUCUAACUCCAGCCUGUGUCCAGAAGGAAGAGGAAAGGAACUGACACACAGGACCUUUCCAAACAGGACAGAAGAUGUCCUCAUCAGUGCAGCUCUUCCGAGAUCAGAGAUACCACGAGCUGAAAGGGCAGUGCCUCCAGCAGGGGAUCCUCUUUGAGGACCCCGAGUUUCCAGCCUCGGAUGAAUCCCUGUACUACGACUCAGCAGCAGCAGGGAAAGUGGAAUGGAAGCGGCCAAAGGACCUCUGUGAAGAUCCCCACCUGCUUGUGGACGGAAUGAGCUCCCACGACUUCCACCAGGGCAAGCUGGGGAACUGCUGGUUUGUGGCUGCGUGCUCCUGCCUGGCUUUGAAGAAGAGCCUCUGGCAGCAGGUGAUUCCAGACUACAGUGAGCAGGAGUGGGACCCCAAAAGCCCAAGGAAAUACGCUGGGAUUUUCCGUUUCCGCUUCUGGCGCUUUGGGGAGUGGACAGAGGUGGUGGUGGAUGAUCUGCUGCCCACAGAGAAUGGGAGGCUCAUCUACUGCCAUUCCAACGUGAGGAAUGAAUUCUGGAGUGCUCUGCUGGAGAAAGCUUAUGCUAAGCUGGCUGGAUCCUACCAAGCCCUGGAUGGAGGCUGUGCUGCAGAAGCCCUGGUGGAUUUCACUGGAGCAGUGGCAGAAUCCAUUAAUUUGGAAGAGGGCAAAUAUGGUGAGGUUAUUUCUGAGCAGAUGAAGCUGUUUGAAGACUUGAUGAAAGUGCAUAAAAGAGGAGGGUUCAUCAGCUGCUCCAUUUCGGAGUCCCCUGGGCGGCCCAGCGAGGCAGAGACAGCGAUGGGGCUGAUCGUGGGCCAUGCCUACUCUGUGACUGCCAUCAGGAAACUGCGCCUUGGGGAGACCAUGGUGCUCUCCUUCAAGGCAGAAAAGCUGUUCGUGAUCAGGCUGAGGAACCCCUGGGGCAAGAAAGAGUGGCACGGUGCUUGGAGUGACAGUUCCGAAGAGUGGAAGAAAGUCAGUGAUUCUGAGCGCAAGAAUUUGGGGCUCACUGUUGAGAAUGAUGGAGAGUUCUGGAUGACGUUUGAGGACUGGUGUAAGAAUUUCACAGAUGUGGACAUCUGCAGGACUGUGAACACCUCCUGCUUCAGCCUCCACAAGACCUGGGAGAAGGAAAUGAUGUAUGGGGCUUGGGCAAAGCAUCCAGAGCCCCUGCUGAACCGAUCUGGGGGCUGCUUUGAUAACAGAGACACCUUCCUGCAGAACCCCCAGUACCUCUUUGAUGUGAAGAAGGCCCAGGACAAAGUGCUGGUGUCCUUACAGCAGGAGGAUCGCCGCAAGUACAAGAAAGAAGGCAAAGGAGACAACAUCACCAUUGGCUUUGAAAUCCUCAAGGUGGAGGACAACAGGAGGUACAGGCUGCACAAGCUGACGGUGCAGGAGAGAGUGGCCACGUCUCCCUACUCCAACACUCGCAGCGUGUUCCUGAGGAGGACCCUGCAGCAAGGCCGCUACGUCCUGGUCCCCACCACCUACAUCCCAGGUGUCCCCACUAAAUUCAUCCUCAGGCUCUACACAGAUGUGCCCUCAAAACUCAGGGAGCUGAAGGAAGAUAGGCCUAAAAUGACGUGUUGGAGUCUUCUUUGUGGCUACCCACGCAGAGUCACCCAAAUCAAAGUCCAUUCUGCAGAGGGUUUGCAGAAACAGGACAGAUCAGGAGGGGCAGAUCCCUACGUGCUCAUCAAGUGUGAGAACCAGAGCCGGCGCUCCCCGGUGCAGCACGACACCACCAGCCCCGUGUUCAACACCCAGGUGAUCUUCUACAGGAAGGACAUCGACAGUCCUGUCACCAUCCAGGUGUGGAACAGCAACCUCCUGAGGGACCAGCUCCUGGGGCAGGCGGUGCUGGCAGCGUCCCCCGGCGAGCCCCGCCUGCAGCAGCGGCUGAAGCUGCGGGGCAGGGGCGGCGGGGAAGCGGCCGAGGUGCCGGGGCACAUCAGCGUCACCGUGCUGUGCAGCGAUGACCUCGGCGAGCUCUGAGCGCCGCGCAGCCACGCGGAGCUGCUGUCACCGCUGGGCAGCGCGGGGAGCGCAUCAGCAUAAUCGCUUUAAAGGGGGGAAAGAAAAGCCCUCCGUUGGGAAAGGGGGAAUGCAUAUUCAUACAUAUCUAUGAUACAGCUCAUGCAGUAGGAGAGCGUCGCAAUAUGACACAAAACAAAACUACGUGGACCAGCAAGGGAAGAAGAAGGGUGGUUUAUUUCUGGACUCUAACAUUUCUAGACUUUCAAAAGUGACAGUGCAUUGGAGGAUGAAAGUGCCACUUCUCCAAUGACACUGGACAAACCAACAGUCCAUCAGAUUUCUCCUCCUCCAGAGAGGAAUGUAAAAACAAUAAUUAUUUACAUAAAAGUGCGUGAGAAACUCCAUUACAAGAAUGUAAACAUCAGAAGGAUUAGAAGAAGUUAGAAGAACAGGGUGACAGGAGAGGGGCCAAAUGGAAUACUGAGGUAAGCUUGUGAGGAUGGGAGCAUCCUUGAGGAUGCAGGCAGGAAUGGCUGCAGCUCCUUCAGGCACCCACCAGCAGCUUGGGGACUGGCAAAUACAAGGGGGAUUCGUGGGGAUUUUUUUUCCAUAUCCUUCCCAUAAAAGGAUAUACAUUUCUUGAUGAAUUUCACUACAGAUUAGGUGUUUCUGUUCCUUGGUGAAAAUGUCACUACUUGAGGAGCUCAGUCAUAGCUCAUGGCCUUAAGACAGUCUUGCCAGGACAACACUAAAAUAGAGGGGCAGAUCUUGCAAUGCCUGCUUGAACACCACAGCAAAUACCAACUUUGUCCACCCAAAGGCUCUCAGAUUGACUUUGUGAUUGUUCUCUUCUCCACCUUGAGCUGAUGACUCACAGUUAUUUCUAUCCAAGGGCACCUCACAGUUCAGCUGGGGCUUUGCUCAGAGCACAGAUUCAGUAAUGGGAGCCUCUUUGCUUUGUUUAAGCCACAUAAUGCUAAAAAUGGGAUAACAGCCCUCUUGUUUUGGUGGGUGUAGCACCAGCCCAAAAGAGGAGAAAAUGAGCUCAUGAGAAAGGUGGGUUUGUAAAAGCAGGGUGCAGUUCCCUGGCACUUCUCAGGUCUCACUCUCAAAAUUUUGCAGUCAUUUCUUGCUGGCACGCUGAUGUUUGCUGGAGUUUCACUGGGGUACCAGGGAAGACGGGCGUUAUUUCACAUUUCCCUCACAGCAGGGGCCAGGUGCCAGCUCUCCCCUUCCCCUGCAGCCCUGGGCAGGGUUCCCUCAGCAGCUGUCUGGGGUGGGCACACUGGGCAGUGACCCUGGCAGUGCACGGGGCUCUGUGCCACACACUCAGAAAUGGAUUUUACACAGCUGCACAUUCUGGGUGGGAAAGUGAAGCUGAGGGACCAUUCUGCCUUUUUACAGCCAGGAAAUUUGGAUUUCUAAGCUGAAGGACCAUUCUGCCUUUUCACAGCCAGGAAAUUCGGAUUUCUAUGUGCCUCGUAGCCACUUCAGCCACACUGUGCGAUUUUUACAGUUUAUGAAAUGGCCCUUGACAGAGCUAAUGUUUUCACAAAAGGUCUCCUCAGGGCUCCAAAAGGAUCAUUGCUGUGGUAGGAAAAUGCUUUCUUUGAUGUGCCAGAAAUGGUCUGUGGGGCUGUGAAUGAUGCUGCAGUGCCAUCAGCUUGCAUGUACCAAGGACCAAAACCCAGCUAUUUUCAGACAGUUUGGGCUCAGGCCCUUUGUCACAGUAGAGAUCUUGUCAGAGGUGUGAACUACAGGCCCCACAGGCAGGUGACAUUCUCUGUGAGCUCAUGGCUUCAGGGCUGCUGACUCCAGAAAUGUUUGUAAGCUGAGAUUUCUCUCUUUAAAAGCAUAAAAAAGCAUAAAGCAUAACUGUCUCAUGCAGACCAGAGCUUGGAUGAGGGGAACUGCAAAGGUCAGGGCUGCCCUAGUCCUGCACUGAGAGCUGCUUGCUUUGCUUUUCCUCACACUGUGCUCCAGGCUGUGGGAGCUGCUUCCUGCAGUGUUCCCUAUGGGAUGGGGGCCAUUCCCUAUGGGAUGGAGACCAUUCCCAGGGCAUAGCUUGCCCAAAGAUCAGUGUUUAGCCUGGAAAACGUACCACACCGGGAUGGCACCAGGGGUUUGUGCCUCCCUGCCCCACAAUUUGGCUGAGAAGGCUCCUGCGCCCACUGAGGGCACAAAGCCAGCUCAGCCCCAAGCUGGAGGGCAGUCCCUUGGCUCUUUCCUUGCAGCCACACAGGCCUGGCCCCAAUGCCAGCACCAGCAGCCUGUGCCAGGCUCUGUCCAGGGCUGUCCCCAGCACCAGUGGGACACAGGGAGUGUGACCAGCAGUUUUCAGGCAUGUACAAUCUGGCAAAGUGGGAAUUCAGGGUGGGGGGCACAGACAUGGUGACUUCUAGGCCUUGAUCACUGUGCCAGCUCCAGAGAUCGCCCCAGUUUGUCCCUGUGGCAUGGGGACAGGCACUGCUGGCCAGUGCUGCCCUGAGGGACUGGCAGGGCUGGGAGCUGCAGGAGGCUCAGCAGGAUGCCUGCACCUCUGCAGUGAUUAUUUUUGGGAACUGCUUGGUUUUCCCAUCAGGAGCUGAUCCAGCCUGGGAACACAGCUGGCUCUGCUGGUUUACAGAUGCUUCUGCCUUCCCAGGUGAAGCCAGGCAAGGGCAGGCUGACAGGGGCUUGUGCUGCUGCCUGCUUUUAACAUUGGUACUUAAAAUUGUUCAUUUUGUAACAAUAUCAGCAUGUGGGAAAAUAUCUUGGGGUUGGUUUUUUGGGAGGGUAGAAGGGCUGCAUUUAUGUACACACUCGAACCACCUCAAAAAUAAAAACAGGUGGGAAAGGGUGUAAAAUAUUUCAUUGCAACAUUUUGUAACUUUUCAAUACGAAGUGACCUAAAUAAAAUUUUACAAAAACA
Zonotrichia leucophrys gambelii is the source of this 5143-nucleotide messenger RNA. It is a transcript of the gene CAPN6, whose product is annotated as calpain 6. The record is from RefSeq and is a predicted model, not a curated record. Gene Ontology annotation, biological process: proteolysis. Lineage: Eukaryota; Metazoa; Chordata; Aves; Passeriformes; Passerellidae. The transcript is spliced from 14 exons. Gene Ontology annotation, cellular component: cytoplasm. Gene Ontology annotation, molecular function: calcium-dependent cysteine-type endopeptidase activity. The coding region runs from base 316 to 2250 and encodes 644 amino acids.